Colossoma macropomum (tambaqui) is the source of this 1530-nucleotide messenger RNA. RefSeq names its product deubiquitinase DESI2. Bases 73 to 648 code for a protein of 191 amino acids. Gene Ontology annotation, biological process: protein deubiquitination. The transcript is spliced from 5 exons. The record is from RefSeq and is a predicted model, not a curated record. NCBI's taxonomy places the organism in Eukaryota, Metazoa, Chordata, Actinopteri, Characiformes, Serrasalmidae. Gene Ontology annotation, molecular function: deubiquitinase activity.
CUCUCUCUCUCUCUCUCUCUCUCUCUCUCUCUCUCUCUCUCUCUCUCUCUCUCUCUCUCUCUGGACCGGAGUAUGGCCAGUGAACCUGUGAUCCUGAAUGUGUAUGACAUGUAUUGGAUUAAUGAGUAUACCUCCACUCUGGGGAUCGGAGUUUUUCACUCAGGAAUAGAGAUCUAUGGCAGAGAAUUUGCCUAUGGCGGUCACCCGUACCCCUUCAGCGGGAUCUUCGAGAUCAGCCCGGGAAACGCCGCCGAGCUCGGAGAAACCUUCAAAUUCAAAGAGGCCAUCGCUCUGGGCACGACGGACUUCACAGAGGAAGACAUCGAUAAGAUCAUGGAGGAGCUGGGGAAGGAGUUUAAAGGGAACGCGUAUCACCUAAUGCACAAAAACUGCAACCACUUCUCCUCCGCGCUCUCUGAGUUGCUGUGUGGGCGUGAAAUCCCUCGCUGGGUGAACCGUUUGGCGUAUUUUAGCUCCUGUAUUCCGUUCCUGCAGAGCUGUCUGCCUAGAGAGUGGCUCACUCCGGCCGCGCUGCAGAGCCACAUCAGCUCGCACCCGCACACGCACCCGCACAGCGAGUCCAGCGACGAGGAGCCCUCGGGGGCCGUAGGGGGGGCGGCACACACCUGCAGACACACACGCGUCUGAUCUUAUUCACUACGACACACACACACACACACACACACAGGCUGCGUCUCAAACGGCCCCCUCCUCCCUCUGUAGUGCACUAUAUGAAAUCAUAGCUUCAGUGCUUAUGUAGUGCACUAUAUGUCCACUAGGGGGCCAACUGGGAUUCAGCCACACACACAGACCUCUGAGGACGUGUUGUUGCAGGCUGAUCUGCGUCCACUGCCUGGUUUGCACCACUGACGAUACAUUUACCGGCACCAACUGGCACGACCCAGUCUGUACUGCACUGUACAAGCCAUAACGAAACGGCCUUAUUCUUCAGCAGUAAUUACUUUAAUUACUAAUUACCUGCUCAGCUGGUGAGCUGUACUUAACUCAAUUCGACUUUAUUGUCAUUAUACAGUACAACAAAACACUUUAGGGACAUUUCUCUGGUGCAUAAACAUUAAUACAAUGACAUGCAUGCAAAUGCAAAUGCACUAGUUGGGUGACAGUUUGCCUACACAAAAUAAGUUAAAAAACAACACAUAGACAAUACAGUAAACAGACAACAGACAAUAAAUACAGAAUAAACUAGAGACACAGAGGUGCUGUGGUGCAUAGACGGUGUGUAUAUGUAUGUGCAAAAUGUGCAAAAUAGGCAGCAAUUAUAGAGACAGUGUUCAGAAAACAAUACAUAUAUUACAAGUAUGUUACAGAUAUACUGCAAGUAUAGAUGUUUACCUGUAAAACACAGUGAUUUGCAGUAUUGCAUUGUGUAUUAGUAUGCACCACAAUAACAAUAGUAUUAGCAAAGCUGGCCAAAUGUAGGCUCAGGCCCAAUCCCAUUUCUUAUUUUACCCCUACCCCUUGUUUUUGAGUGUUGCUCUUUGGAACUGAGUUCCAGGGUAGUGGCUGAAA